GGCGCCCCGUCACCGUGGCGACCGCGGGGCCGGUCCCGGGGAAGGCGGGUGAUGGGUUGACAGGUGCGUGACAGUCGGGGAGCUUCUCCGCAGGCAUGUACGGCAAAGGCAAGAGCAACAGCAGCGUCCCGUCCGACAGCCAGGCCCGCGAGAAAUUAGCACUGUAUGUAUAUGAAUACCUGCUCCAUGUAGGAGCACAGAAAUCAGCCCAGACGUUUCUAUCAGAGAUAAGAUGGGAAAAAAACAUCACACUGGGGGAGCCCCCAGGAUUCUUGCAUUCCUGGUGGUGUGUGUUUUGGGAUCUCUACUGUGCAGCUCCAGAGAGACGAGAAACAUGUGAGCACUCGAGUGAAGCAAAAGCCUUCCAUGACUACAGUGCUGCAGCAGCUCCCAGCCCAGUGCUAGGAAACAUUCCCCCAGGAGAUGGCAUGCCAGUAGGUCCAGUACCACCGGGGUUUUUUCAGCCUUUCAUGUCCCCUCGCUACCCUGGAGGCCCAAGGCCACCUCUGAGAAUACCCAACCAGGCCCUCGGAGGUGUCCCGGGGAGUCAGCCCCUCCUGCCCAGCGGGAUGGACCCCACACGGCAGCAGGGUCAUCCAAACAUGGGUGGGCCGAUGCAGAGGAUGACUCCUCCSAGGGGAAUGGUGCCAUUAGGACCACAGUCUGACCCUUGGUUGUCGUUGCAGAACUAUGGAGGUGCCAUGAGACCCCCUCUGAACGCUUUAGGUGGCCCGGGGAUGCCUGGGAUGAACAUGGGUCCUGGGGGUGGGAGACCUUGGCCAAACCCAACCAAUGCCAAUUCUAUACCUUAUUCCUCAGCAUCUCCUGGGAACUACGUGGGUCCUCCAGGAGGUGGAGGUCCACCAGGAACACCCAUCAUGCCUAGUCCWGCAGAUUCAACCAACUCUGGAGACAACAUGUACACUUUAAUGAACGCUGUGCCACCUGGGCCCAACAGACCUAAUUUUCCACUGGGACCAGGCUCAGACGGACCCAUGAGCGGGCUGGGUGGAAUGGAUUCACAUCACAUGAAUGGAUCGUUAGGCUCAGGAGACAUGGACAGUAUUUCCAAAAACUCUCCCAGUAAUAUGAGCAUGAGCAACCAGCCUGGCACUCCCAGGGAUGACAGUGAGAUGGGUGGAAACUUCCUAAACCCUUUCCAGAGUGAGAGUUACUCCCCUAGCAUGACAAUGAGUGUGUGACCCGUUCACAAGUGUCGCCAUGAAGACCACAGUGAGUUGGCCCUCUCCAGAGAGCUACUGCAGAAGAAAAUUUUAAGUCCCAGUGUACAGUUUAACUAAAGGAUCUCAGACACAAUCAGACCCACCUGGUUUUUUUUCCUACCAUCUCCCCUGUUUUAUCAAGAAAGUGGGUCCCAAACAUGCUUGAGACAACUGUAAAGAGUGGCAUGAGCCAGGUGCCCGAGGUGGAGCUGCAAGCGCCUGUCUGUGUGUGUACAUGUGUGGGUCGGCGUGGGGUGUGUGUGUGUGACACACAAACACACACACACACACACACAGACCCCAGGACAUUGUAAAAUAGUAUCACAUGGCAUCUUAUGUAGAAAUCAGAAGUAGGGACUUUUAUUCCAUUUCUUUUUUUUUUUUUUUUCACGUUUACAUUUUAAUUAUUAAAAUUUGCUUUCCCUCUCCCCUCCUGAACUGUUUUAUGUUGCAUAUAUCACUCCUUUAUAAGUUAUUGUUUAAGUUGAACUCAAAGAACGAAUUCUUUUGAUUUUGUUAGUGUCUGCUAUUAUGGAUAGGAAUAAAAUUGCUUAUACGAGCUUUCAUUAACAUGUGUUUGAUACCAGCUACCCUGUGAAUCACAAAUUGUACUGUCUCAAGAAAUAGAAGAAAGCUCAUCUUAAUUUUUUGGAGAAAUUUAAUAACUUCCACSUAGUUUGGGGAUUUUUUUUGAUACUUUGCCUUUAAGAGAAAAAAAAAAAAGCACUGAAGGUUAUUUUUCUUCUUUAAUUGAAGCCUGAUAUCUGCAAUAUCUAUUUUAAAUGGAAGCCUGAAUUUGAUACAAGCUUCUCAGUUUAUAUAGAGUACUAUAAGGUUACUGUAAGCGAGCUCCAAUUGCUAUAGAAUCUAGCAAUAAAGUGUCAGGGCUUCUCCUGCCCUUGGAAUUGAAUUUUCUAUUUAGCAUGGUCUUCUGUAGGGGUGGUAGUUAGUGGAAAUAUGGUAGAGUCCUUAUUACCAAAACAUUUUCUAACAACUUAAAAUUAAUGCUUCCCAUUUUCAGUGAUUCUCAAACAAAUAUGAGCAAUCUGUGUUCCUAAUUAUAAACAGUAUUUCCCAAUCCCACUUUGAAAAUCAGGUCACCCUGCUACUUGGGUGUAUGCAUUUCUACCUUAUCUGCCAGAAUUACUUCCCCAAAACUUGCCAGUCAGCAGCCUUUUUUUGUUUUUUUGAGCCAAAAUGCCGCAGUAAACUUUAUAUGACUACUAGCCUUGUGAGGGUGUUACCUUUUGCCAUGAACAGRAGAGGAACAAAGGCCUGGGCCCUUUUAUAUGGAGGACAACUAGUUAGGGACAGAAUGCAGGAAAGGGCCUAAAGGAAACACUUCUGGAAGCAUUCCCAUUUCUCUUCAGGCAGAGCUCUGAAACCAAGAUUAUGGUACAUUCAGUUCCGACAGGUUUUCAGAUCCCCCAAGAA
Messenger RNA from Malurus melanocephalus (red-backed fairy wren), 2657 nucleotides. RefSeq names its product single stranded DNA binding protein 2 (gene SSBP2). Lineage: Eukaryota; Metazoa; Chordata; Aves; Passeriformes; Maluridae. Gene Ontology annotation, molecular function: single-stranded DNA binding; protein binding. The record is from RefSeq and is a predicted model, not a curated record. Bases 96 to 1202 code for a protein of 368 amino acids. Gene Ontology annotation, cellular component: nucleus. The transcript is spliced from 17 exons. Gene Ontology annotation, biological process: positive regulation of transcription by RNA polymerase II.